Messenger RNA from Puccinia graminis f. sp. tritici CRL 75-36-700-3, 729 nucleotides. RefSeq lists its product as uncharacterized. The transcript has 7 exons. Lineage: Eukaryota; Fungi; Basidiomycota; Pucciniomycetes; Pucciniales; Pucciniaceae. The record is from RefSeq and is a predicted model, not a curated record. The coding region runs from base 1 to 729 and encodes 242 amino acids.
AUGGAAAUACCUAUUCUUCAAGAGUCCAUACCCCUGUUCUUUACUUGUUGCCUUACUCAACCUAGCUCCCAGAGAGGCAGACCAUUACAGCACCCUUCCCCCUCAAGCUCUAUUCAUCCCGAGAAAAAAGUCCUUGCUGCCCCAUUGUUCAAGUUCAAACCAAGUGUGUUGAUAAACAACUCCCCUCCCCCUCCCACCUGCCCACACCCCUGCCCCUCCAAAAGCCCACCAAUGGCCCAUGGCCUGGAGGAAACCUCCCAGCAUUCAAGGCCAGGUGGAAUCCUCCCAGUCUUGAAGACCAGGAGGAAUCCCUCCCGGCUUCAAGGCUUGAAAGGCCUUGAAGGACAUGGGCUUUUAUCCCAGUUGUCAAGUGCAUUCUCAAUUACUUGUGUGAGGGGAUGGAUUCCUCCCCGUCAUCAAGACCAUAAAGUCUUGACAACUGACUAUGGGGUUUCAAAGGCCUGGAGGCUCCUGGUCUUUGAGACUGUAAAAGCCUCAAAGGCCGGGAGGUUUCCUCCUGGCCAUCAAGGCCAUUCAAGCCUCAAAGGCCUGGAGGUAAAGCUCCUGGCCCUCCAGGCCAGAGUCAAACAGCAUCCGUCUGAUCUGGAUACCGCCUACUGGACUAAACUAACCAACUGGAAUUGCCGCAUGCCCCCAGGGCCCCCAGUCUGGUCACCACACCGUGUCAAUUUAAUGAUUCAAUUAACUCCUCCCACUCGCUCGUGCUGA